UUUCACUUUAGACUGUUCAACGUGAGCCAUCUUGUCGCUCCUCUGGCCAACACAUUGCUAUUUGUGUCCCUUCUCUGUGGUUGUUCAGUCAGCAAAGAUGUGAGCUACAUGUUUAUUGUGUUUGUUCACUUCCCAUAACUACUAUGUGACCCAUCAUCUCAGCUGAAGAUGUACUCUACAGUUGUGCCUGCUGACUGCAUGUCUCCUGAUGAAGUCAUCAAUUCCAGCCAGCCUGAUGUUGUCAGACAGGGAUGCUUUUGUGACUUUGAUGUCAUUGCUUGCACCAGAAAUGGAAUUCUGUCACUAUUUGCAGGUAUUCUAACCAUCCUGUGUAUAUACAAGAUUGUUCGUCUACAUCAGGCCCCUCAGCAGUACUACCAUCAACUCUUGGUCUUUUACUGUGCCACGGUAGAAUGUCUCAUUGUUAUUGUCCAUUGGGUGUACAUACACUACCCUCAGCUAGAGUUAGCUGCAGAAUACAUGAAGAUGCUACAGCUGCUGAUUGUUUGUCACUUUUACCUGUCCCGCUCCGUAAGACUGCUGCGAAGAGACCACCUCAGUAUGAAGCUAGUCCUUCCUGCAUUGAUUGCCUUCUUUGCCUACUUCAGUGUUGUGGCUGUCAUUGCUAUUGUUAUGUCAAAAGACACAACUAUGGAGUGCUUUGAUCCAUACUGGGUGAUGAUGUCGGCUGUUGAAUUCUUCCUGACGCAACUGUUCUUACUGGCUGGCAUUUUGAUUACCAAGAAGAUGAAUGAAGUGACUACUUUAGAAAGUGCUAGGAGGCAACAGAAACGCAAUCUUUGGAGCAUCAUUAUUGCCUUUGAAUUGUCAUCCUUGACAACGAUGCUGUUUGACGCUGUUAUGCUGAUACUCAAUCCACAGAAUGCCAGUUGUGCAGAUAUUUACAACCGGAGCCAGAUUGUCUAUAGCAUCACCUACCUGUUCCUGAUGCUUUUCAAGAUUGUGGUGCCUAUUGUCACACUUUUAGCUGUCUUUCACCCUGUGUCUCGAUACACCGAUAGCAACCAGGAGGACUUUCUAACCAGUGAUACACAAUAUGGGGCGUUUCAAGCCCGCUUUGCAUCUCCUGGCAGCUAUCGACGCCUUUAUCAACCAGGCACAGAGGAUCAUGGCAUUCCCUGGGUACCCCCCUCACAGUAUGCCAGCCCUGCCCGUAGAACGCAGUCUUUCCCCAAGUUGCCCAGCAUUCAGGAAGAACAUGAGCCGACAAGCCUGUCACUGCCGGUAACAGCAUGAACCUUACCAAACUCUUUUAUCGAGUGGUGACAGUUGACCGAAUAUUAUAAGUCAUUUGAUGGUAAGAAUUCAUCAAUUGCUACUGUACCAAAAAAUCUUUUGAUAGGGAUAAUGCUUCCCAAACCAAUAGAAAACUCAUAUUUGAACAAGAGACAUCUACCUACGCUAAUGUUCUGGCCAGAACCUGUUAUCAUUGUAUCGAUAUUAAUUGGGGUGCUUCCUGAAGAGCCUUUUUCAUUUAUACUAAUUUUGUAGCAGUUGGCUUAGUUUAUAAUUUGCCCAAAUGCCUUCAUUGUAUUUUUGAGAGUUGCGUGCCGUACUAGGCCUUAAUAAUUAUGUGAUCAACAAAACUAAUCGGAGCAUUUAUUGCAAGAGUUGCAGUAGUUGGUUGUGAGGGGGAAAUGUACUAUACUGAAGGCCUUUUUAUAAGUCAUUGUGUACAAACUUGGAUUAUCAGAGCUAGUAUUGCCAGAACUUGAGUGUCUCAAGUGUACUAAGUGUUCAGUUAAUUUGGAUUUUUCCCUGCCCGAUGUGUAUUAUACCCCUGUAUGCUCAGUUUUUGCCCCCGAAGGUUUGUGAAAAACUACAAGCAUACUCAGGUGGGACUCGAACCCAUGACUUCCUGCUUACUAGUGCAGACAUCUUAACCACUCAACCACAGAGCUUGCCAAUGUUGGCUGGCUGGUUCGAGUCAGAUGUAGCAGCGGGUAUCGUAGUGUUCAGCUCACACAGCCAGUAAAUCCUUGCUUCCAUGAAGAGGACAAGUUAUCUGAUCGCUGUAACAUCAUGUCCAUGUAGUCAAUCUAACAGCACAUACAAAUACUAUAUGUCGCUCAAGCCAGUCAGUGUACCUGUGUCAGAAGAACCAGUAAAGUAAGAUAGAUGUCAGCCCCUUGCAAGACCCAGUAUCGAUUGCUCUGAGAAAUGAUACUGCUGCAUCACAAACAGGGAUAGAUAUGUCCUCCUAAAGUAGCCAGGUUUCAGGCUUUCUUUAAAUUUUGGAUAACAUUUCUUGUAUAGCUGAACUUCAGGCAAAAAGUCAGCCCCUGCCAACAUCCAUGCACAAACGUGAAUGGCAAUAUUGUUUUCUUAGGUAGUCUCUUACAUUCCAUGUUGGGCUUUUGUUUUCUUUGGGGGCAGUCAAUCAUCCCAAAAUAAAGUGUUACUGCAAAAGGCAUUUUUUUUAAUAUGUAAAAGCAAGGUCCUCUCACCUUCGAUCCAAAGAUUCUGGAAAGACAAACAGCAUUUUGUUGCUUGUCUCUGACAAAAAUCUGUUUUUGAAUUAUGUGCAAGUCUUAUAUGUUCUUACACAAAAAAAGCUGUUGGGGCAGGUUUUUUUACCCCCCAAGUUCUUCAACCUUGCAAUCGUGCUUUGACCCAACCAAGCAUGACGCAUUAAUACAUCAACCGCAGAAAUGAAAAACAGUUCUUAAAUGAGAGUAUAUGUCUUGUGUGGAAUAAAUACAGAAAAGUAUGUGUGUGUGUACACGUCAUACAGAGUCAAGUGGUUAUAACUGUUACCAUUUUUGAACAAAACAUGAACUAAAAAAGGUCAGCAACUAUUAAUGAGCUGCACUAUGCAAGUUACUUGUCAGUGUUCUCAGCAUGAAAAAGAUCAUGGACCACAUAUACGUAUGAAUUUCAGUUCAGUAGUGUUUGGAGUAAUACUACAAGUAAUCAGACUUUGUCUUUUUUCUGACAUCACAAACUCUGUGAAGUUGGCCCGGUUCAUUGCCAGUGGAACAUUUAGAACCCUACAUUAAGUACAGUUUACAGCUAACUUUCAAAUAUUCAGAGGCAUUUUUAGGUCACAAAUGUAUGUAUUCUAUUUGUGUUCUCAGCAUGGGACCAGCAGCCAAUUUCACGAAACGUGACAUACUCUUGAACCAUGCAUAAGCCUUGCCCCAUAAAUUUAUGCUGUAGGUGUGCAGUAAAUUUACGUUUCAUUUCACAAAAAGAUGCACCAUGUUUUAAUAAUAUUAAAUUUCUUGGACAAGGAUGAUAACAGCUUUUGUGAUGGCUGUUUCUUUCAAAUACCACAACAGUCAUCAAACAGCCGUUGAAUAACCUCCACCCCUCAUUUUGAAAAAUUUUCAUCUUUGAUGGAACCGAAGAGAAAUUCUCGCAGUUCCCUCACAGCCAAGCAAGUUUUUCACUACCUUCUAAAAACAAAGUUGAAUGUUUCUCAUAUUUAGCUUUAAGAUCAGCAAUGGUGAGGUUGAACCAAACAUGAUGAGUAAGUCAAAUUGUUAUUUUCACUUUGUUUGGUGCAACCAAAAUAAAUUUUUGGCAUAAGUCACAGAGUUACGGCGUAAGUUUCGUGAAAUCGCUCUUCAUUUGUUGUGCAACUUAUGCAAUCAAAUGUGGUGUAAGUUGAGUUACACCAUUGCAUAAAAUUUCUUGAAAGCGGCUGCUGAUCUAGAGCCAUUUUGUAUGUAUGUACUUUUGAAUUUGAGUGUGAUGAUAUUGAUUUGUUCUCGAUUGGAUAUACCAUCAUAUUGUAUAAAUAGAGGGUGAGCAUGCCAGCUGAGAACUUUUAAAAAUAUUUUUCGUUUGUAAAUCCUGAGUAAGUUUAGGAAAACCACUACGUUUUGUACAUCCAUGAGGAUUGAAAAUAUUGAAAAAUAUGUUAAUAAUCAUAAACAUUAAAUCUCUUUGCCUGUACAGUAUUUAAAAUAUUAUAAACUUCUUUUAUUCUUGAGAAAUUGAUUCAAGUUCAACUAAAUGAGUACUUUUAUAUGAAAAAAGGACAAUUGAGUACAUAUAUGCAGAAAAUAUUGCCACCAAGUAAUGUACUGAAUUGCCAACAAGAGCACAGGAAAGGUGAUCAUUGCGUUGCCAUUUCUGGAAAGAUCCCCAUGUUCAGUGCUUUUAACUUGGGCUUAAUUUCAAAGAACUGCAUAAUUAAUGGCUAAUUAUGAAGUAACAUGUUCUCCAUCCACUUGACAGAAAAUUUAAAGCAAUCAGCACAGUACAAACAUGCCUAAAACCCAGACAAUCAGAGCGAAAAAGUUGCCGAAAUCAAGGACGUUGCAAGAGAAUCUUCAUGCUUGGACAACUAUUAGCAUAUCCAUGCCAUGAAAGAGUGAGCAGCAUCAUUUGCUGCUGUAGUAAGUUCAACUUCCAUGCUGUUAGGCAACACUAUGAAAUUGACUUGUGAGACAGUGACAGCAGAAACAGAGCAAACAACAAAAAGCUAACAAUUAAAGUUUUGAGUUCCAUAUUUUAUAAUCAAGUUCCACUUAAUAGAGAAAGUUGCUUACGUUUAGCACCUGUUUCUAUUACAGUCUCGCACACUUUGGUUGAGACUCACAAAGAUAUGCACAAUGGAGACUGCUUGUUUAGUCUGCCUUAUUUUGACCAUAACUUGGAUAUAGCUGGCUGGCAUUUUGCAGUGAAAUGGAGGUACAUAUGAAUAAGACCUUACUGGGAAAAUACAAAAAAGGAUGAGAAAGCCUUGUUGCUAAAAGGACCCCAAGGAUGACUGCUUGCUUAAAUGACAGAGUACAAUUUGUACCCUUCCCCUCCCUCCCAAAAAUCUUCCAAUCGACUUCCACUGGUCACAUGUGAGUCCAGUGGUAAAUCCCAGCUUUCAUUUGAAAGGGAAUAGCUGAGGGAAAGCCAGCCAACACAGGCAUUGACUGAAGGCAAUGGACUUGAGAUGUACAAUGUAGUAUGAUGUCAUUUUAGGAAAGAAAACUUGCAGUUGGUUCCAGUUUUUAUGCAAGCAUGUAGCAUUUGCUGAACUAUAACAGGUGGGACAGUAGCCUCUGUCAUCCUCAACUUGAAACUUCCCUGAGAGUCAAUGUUCAAUGUGUUCAUUAUCAAAGCAAGUUACUGUCAGUUGUGAAAAUUGCAGAGAUGAUCAAGAAGAUGUAUCAAAUGGAAUACUUUUUGCGACAUGCAUGUUGACAAAUUGCUUAUGUAUAGAGUAAAUUGUCCAUAUCUGUUGGGUCACCUACACAUAUGCUAUUCAGAUGGUUAUUUUUCAAAAUUCCAAGGAUUAAGCAUUACUGUUGAGUCGCAGAAAAUUAAUUAGCUCUUCUAACUUCUUUAUAUGUAUGUUUAAGUACUGCACUUUGUUAUAUUUGGAUUAGAUAUAUUUUUACUUUUUUUGUAAAUAUACUGUGGGAACUCAGGCAGCUUGUUUUAAAAAAGGUUUCAGAAAACCAAUUUAUGAAAAUAGUUAUGAAGAAAUGUAUAUAUAAAUAAAGCUUAAUAGUAAUAUGUGGCAAAAGUGAAUUGUGUCUUGCCCCAAACCCAUUCGUUGAAAACAUGCUUGGUGAUUUUCAGGUAGUUGCAAUUUUACUGCUUGAGUUAGUACAUGAUAAAAUAAUUAAAACCUUGCACUUUUGGUUUGUUGAAGCAAAAUUUUGCAUUAUUUUUAACCACUGUAGUACAGAGGUGUCGCAAGCCCGUUUAAAUCAUGUGUACAUUCAAAAAGUUGUUUUUUUAAAUCAGUUUUAUAUUAAGGUAAUUAUUUCAUUUAUACUCAUUCAUAAAUUAUGAUUAUUUCAAAAUUAAUCGUUGUGGUCUAAUAAAUUGGAGAUCACACGA
This is a messenger RNA of Acanthaster planci (crown-of-thorns starfish), 5814 nucleotides long. RefSeq lists its product as uncharacterized. The record is from RefSeq and is a predicted model, not a curated record. NCBI's taxonomy places the organism in Eukaryota, Metazoa, Echinodermata, Asteroidea, Valvatida, Acanthasteridae.